GGGUUCGCGGAAAAUAGGACGCUGCGUGUGGAGAGGCCAAACUCCAACCAGCCCGGGGAGGCCGCUCCUCUGCAGGCUGACCCCGGACCAGGCGGUCGCGGUGCGGUUGUGACCUCCAGGGGUCAGGUGACUGCGGACCCGCUAUCCGCACGUUUGCACCCCGCGCUGACCGCCUGCCUCCCUCCUGGCUGGCCUGGCCAUUGUUGCCCCGGAGCACACGCAGUCCACGGACAGACCUGUCCCUGCUUCUGCCCCACAGCUUCCAAGUGCCAGAUGAUGGAGGAGCGCGCCAACCUGAUGCACAUGAUGAAGCUCAGCAUCAAGGUCUUGCUGCAGUCCGCUCUGAGCCUGGGUCGCAGCCUGGAUGCAGACCACGCCCCCCUGCAGCAGUUUUUCGUGGUGAUGGAGCACUGCCUCAAACACGGGCUGAAAGUUAAGAAGAGUUUUAUUGGCCAAAAUAAAUCUUUCUUUGGUCCUUUGGAGCUGGUGGAGAAACUUUGUCCAGAAGCAUCAGAUAUAGCCACUAGUGUCAGAAAUCUGCCAGAAUUAAAGACAGCUGUGGGAAGAGGCAGAGCUUGGCUUUAUCUCGCACUCAUGCAAAAGAAACUGGCAGAUUAUCUGAAAGUGCUGAUAGACAAUAAACAUCUCUUAAGUGAGUUUUAUGAGCCAGAGGCAUUAAUGAUGGAGGAAGAGGGGAUGGUGAUCGUCGGUCUGCUGGUGGGACUCAAUGUUCUUGAUGCCAAUCUCUGCUUAAAAGGAGAAGACUUGGAUUCUCAGGUUGGAGUGAUCGAUUUUUCCCUCUACCUUAAGGAUAUGCAGGAUCUUGAUGGUGGCAAAGAGCAUGAAAGAAUUACUGAUGUCCUUGAUCAGAAAAAUUACGUGGAAGAACUGAACCGGCACUUAAGCUGCACAGUUGGGGAUCUUCAAACCAAGAUAGAUGGCUUGGAAAAGACUAACUCAAAGCUUCAAGAAGAGCUUUCAGCUGCAACAGACCGGAUUUUUUCACUUCAAGAAGAACAGCAACAAUUAAGAGAACAAAAUGAAUUAAUUCGUGAAAGAAGUGAGAAGAGCGUAGAGAAUUCAUCCAGUGCUAAAAACAUGCUCAAUAAACACAGAAUGUUUAAGGAACUAGAAAAAGAACUGGAGUUACAAAUUGGGAUGAAAACGGAAAUGGAAAUUGCAAUGAAGUUACUAGAAAAGGACACCCAUGAGAAGCAGGACACGCUCGUCGCCCUCCGCCAGCAGCUGGAAGAAGUCAAAGCGAUCAAUUUGCAAAUGUUCCACAAAGUUCAGGAUACAGAGAGCAGUUUGCAGCAAAAGGAUGAAGCCAUCGCAUCUUUUGAAGAAAAAAUCAAUCAAGUCAUGUCCAGCAUGAAACAGAUGGAAGAAAGGUUGCAGCACUCCGAAAAGGCGCGGCAGGGCACGGAGGAGCGGAGNCGCCAGCUGCAGCGGGAGCUGGGCUGCAGGAGCGGGGAGCUGCAGGAGCAGCUCUCCCAGCUGCAGGGCCAGUGCUCAAGUCUUGAGAAAGAAUUGAAAUCAGAAAAAGAGCAAAGGCAGGCUCUUCAACGGGAGUUGCAGUGUGAGAAGGACACCUCGUCGCUCCUCCGGGCAGAGCUGCAGCAAGUGGACGGGCUGAAGAGGGAGCUGCGAGCGCUCCAGGACGAGAAGGCAGAGUUACAGAAGGUUUGUGACGAGCAGGAACAAGCCCUCCAGGAAAUGGGACUGCACCUCAGCCAGUCAAAGCUGAAGAUGGAAGACAUCAAGGAAGUCAAUAAAGCACUGAAGGGCCACACUUGGCUGAAAGAUGACGAAGCUACCCACUGUAAGCAGUGUGAGAAGGAGUUCUCCAUCUCCCGGAGAAAGCACCACUGCCGAAACUGCGGCCACAUCUUCUGCAACACGUGCUCCAGUAACGAGCUGGCCCUGCCCUCCUACCCCAAGCCCGUGCGCGUGUGUGACAGCUGCCACACCCUGCUCCUGCAGCGCUGCUCCUCCUCCACGGGCUCCUAAGGCCUCGGAACAGCGCCACCCUGCAGGGGUUCGCGGCUCGGAGCUGGCUUCCCAAGAGAAUCUAAGGAAAGAACGGUUCCUGGGUCGGCCGCCAGCACUUCCAGAGUUGGAUGGGAUGAACUCUGGAUUGAAGCUUCCUUCUCACUUGGCUGCAUCACCGGUUUAGGGUCCGAAGUAACUUCAUGGUUUUGCUACUGUCAUUUUCACUUUUUCAAGAACUAACCUAUUUUGCAGCAGUUGUACUAGUGUAGUGAGUAAUCCGUUCCUCUCCCCGCACUGCCCUGUGUGCCUUCCCUGCUUGAGUCAAGAAAUGGGCCCUUUCACACCCUUGUACGUCACUUCUCACUCUCGUGCAGGGAAUAAAGGAGCUGGUGUCAACCUGA
Myotis brandtii (Brandt's bat) is the source of this 2393-nucleotide messenger RNA. It is a transcript of the gene RUFY1, whose product is annotated as RUN and FYVE domain containing 1. Gene Ontology annotation, cellular component: cytoplasm. NCBI's taxonomy places the organism in Eukaryota, Metazoa, Chordata, Mammalia, Chiroptera, Vespertilionidae. Bases 274 to 2010 code for a protein of 578 amino acids. The transcript has 18 exons. The record is from RefSeq and is a predicted model, not a curated record. Gene Ontology annotation, molecular function: metal ion binding. Gene Ontology annotation, biological process: protein transport; regulation of endocytosis.